This is a messenger RNA of Pelecanus crispus (Dalmatian pelican), 2205 nucleotides long. The record is from RefSeq and is a predicted model, not a curated record. NCBI's taxonomy places the organism in Eukaryota, Metazoa, Chordata, Aves, Pelecaniformes, Pelecanidae.
CUAAUGGAGUGCUGCGUCAAUGCCCUGGUGACAUCUUUUAAAGAGACUAUUUUAGCUGAAUGCCAAGGCAUGAUCAAACGAAAUGAAACAGAAAAGUUGCAUUUAAUGUUUUCACUGAUGGAUAAGGUUCCAAAUGGCAUAGAGCCUAUGCUAAAAGACUUGGAAGAACAUAUUGUUAGUGCUGGACUUGCAGAUAUGGUAGCAGCUGCUGAAACUAUUACUACUGAUUCUGAGAAAUACGUAGAGCAAUUGCUCACACUAUUUAAUCGAUUUAGUAAGUUGGUUAAAGAAGCUUUUCAAGAUGAUCCAAGAUUUCUUACUGCAAGAGAUAAGGCAUACAAAGCAGUUGUGAAUGAUGCUACAAUAUUUAAACUUGAAUUGCCAUUGAAGCAAAAGGGUGUUGGAUUGAAAACACAGCCUGAAUCCAAAUGCCCUGAGCUUCUUGCUAAUUACUGUGACAUGUUGCUGAGAAAAACACCACUAAGCAAAAAACUAACCUCUGAAGAAAUUGAAGCAAAGCUUAAAGAAGUGCUUUUGGUACUUAAAUAUGUACAGAAUAAAGAUGUUUUCAUGCGAUACCACAAAGCUCACUUAACAAGACGCCUGAUAUUAGAUAUCUCAGCUGAUAGUGAAAUUGAGGAGAAUAUGGUGGAAUGGCUCAGAGAAGUAGGCAUGCCAGCAGACUAUGUAAACAAGCUGGCUAGAAUGUUCCAGGAUAUCAAAGUGUCUGAAGACUUGAACCAGGCCUUCAAAGAAAUGCACAAAAAUAAUAAACUUGCUUUACCAGCUGACUCUGUGAAUAUUAAAAUUUUAAAUGCUGGUGCCUGGUCCCGAAGUUCUGAAAAAGUGUUUGUCUCGCUGCCCACGGAAUUAGAAGAUCUCAUCCCAGAAGUUGAAGAAUUUUAUAAAAAGAAUCACAGUGGUAGAAAACUGCACUGGCACCACCUCAUGUCCAAUGGAAUUAUAACGUUUAAGAACGAGGUUGGCCAGUAUGACUUGGAGGUAACAACAUUUCAGCUAGCUGUGUUGUUUGCGUGGAACCAAAGACCCAGAGAGAAGAUCAGCUUUGAAAACCUUAAACUGGCAACUGAACUCCCUGAUGCAGAACUUAGGAGGACUUUAUGGUCUCUUGUAGCAUUUCCAAAGCUGAAACGUCAGGUUUUAUUGUAUGAACCUCAAGUCAAUUCACCCAAAGACUUUACAGAAGGAACCCUCUUCUCGGUGAACCAGGAGUUCAGUUUAAUAAAAAACGCUAAAGUUCAGAAAAGGGGCAAGAUAAAUUUGAUUGGUCGAUUGCAACUGACUACAGAGCGAAUGCGGGAAGAGGAAAAUGAAGGAAUAGUCCAGCUAAGAAUAUUACGAACCCAGGAGGCUAUCAUCCAAAUAAUGAAAAUGAGGAAGAAAAUUACUAAUGCCCAGCUUCAGACUGAACUGGUAGAAAUACUGAAAAACAUGUUCUUGCCACAAAAGAAAAUGAUAAAAGAGCAAAUUGAAUGGCUUAUAGAGCACAAAUAUAUCAGAAGAGAUGAGUCCGAUAUCAACACCUUCAUAUAUAUGGCAUAGUGGAGGACUCUGCAGGAUGCUGAGAACGUAAAUGGAAGGGUGCUUGGACAGACAGCUGCAACAGUUUGUGCUGCAGAAGGACUUGUUUUGACUUUCGUUACGUAUUAAAAUCCCUGCCUUACCUUACAGAGGACUAUAUUUUGCCAAUCUCAUUCAGCUAGCAUGAUGGCAUUCCCUUCAUGUUGCACACUUUUAACAGCAUGCUGUUUUGUGGCAGACUUACAUUCAUGAAGAGCCCAUUGUGAACUUUUUAAAGUAGAUUUGAUUUACACCCACCAGGAAGAAUACAGGUUUGGGUUUUUAGAUGACCAGUACUUGCACAAGGAAAAAAUAUUCAAAUAUUCAUGCACUGAGGAACUGCUAUUAGUUUUGUUUUGGGUUUGGGGUUUUUUGGGGGGAGGGUUUUGUUUGUUUGUUUUCUUAAAUGCAAUUAGGUCUAGAAGUAGCACUUUCACUUUUGUGUUUUGGAUCAACAGAGUAAUGUACUGUCCACCUUUGAUCCUUUUUAUGUAAUAACAUUUGAGACACACAAACACACGCAUCACAACUGAUAUGUAUUUGUUACAGUUAAAACCUGUUGGCUAGAGCAGUGCUUCAAUCUAGUAACUGGAUUUUAAUAAUUGACACAUAAGUGACAUAAAA